AUGUCUACCGCACACAGACCAACAUGGGACCCUGCUCAAGCGAAGGAUGUGAAGGGCGGCUCUCGCCAAUUCUCCGUGCGGGACAUGGCCGCGCACACGAAGCUCAAGUUUAGACAACCUGGACAAACCUCCACUAACGAGGUUAAGAAGCGCGACUUGCGGGCGGAGUUGCUCGCUGCAGAGGCAGAGGCGCGGGAGAAGAAGAGGAAGGCAGAGGGCAAGCCGUCGCUGGCUGUGGAGAACGGAAAUGCUGCAGACGACGAGGCGAACAAGCGGAGGAAAUUGCUGCAGGAGGCUCUGGAGAUGGACAAAGAUGAUGACAAGGACGAGGAGAAAGCGUCGGAGGAUGGAGCAAAGGAAGGCGGGAGCGGUGACGAGAGUGAUGAGGACGAUGAUGAUGAUGACGACGACGAUGACGAUGACGACGACUCUGCCGAGCUCUUGCGCGAGCUCGAGAAGAUUAAGCGAGAACGCGCGGCGGAGAAGGAUCGACAAGAACGCGAACAAUCUGCGUCUUCGGCAGCAGCCCGUGAAGCGGAGAUUGCUACUGCAAAUCCCUUGUUGAAUCUUGCGGCGGCACUUGGCCAAACACCAACUGGCGUCAAUACUACUGUACCUGGAACGUUUGCUGUGAAGCGGAGAUGGGACGAUGACUUGAUUUUCAAGAACCAAGCGAUGAGCUCACGAGACAAGGAUGGCGCAUCUGGACAGUUCGUCAACGAUCUUUUGCGAACACAGUUCCAUAAGUGGGUUCCUCGGAAUAUCACUGUCUGCACCGAAUUAACUGACUUCGCUCUUUUCUACCAGAAAAUUCAUGGCGAAGUUCAUUAA
Molecule: messenger RNA, 831 nt
Organism: Phanerochaete carnosa HHB-10118-sp
Lineage: Eukaryota; Fungi; Basidiomycota; Agaricomycetes; Polyporales; Phanerochaetaceae
Exons: 4
Coding region: 1-831 (276 amino acids)
Biological process (GO): mRNA cis splicing, via spliceosome
Cellular component (GO): catalytic step 2 spliceosome
Molecular function (GO): RNA binding
Source: RefSeq, a predicted model, not a curated record